This is a messenger RNA of Mesoplodon densirostris (Blainville's beaked whale), 3406 nucleotides long. It is a transcript of the gene SSR1, whose product is annotated as signal sequence receptor subunit 1. Lineage: Eukaryota; Metazoa; Chordata; Mammalia; Artiodactyla; Ziphiidae. Bases 102 to 962 code for a protein of 286 amino acids. Gene Ontology annotation, cellular component: endoplasmic reticulum; endoplasmic reticulum membrane. The transcript is spliced from 8 exons. The record is from RefSeq and is a predicted model, not a curated record.
CACCCCUCCCUGCCCGGAGCCCGGAUGAAGAGUAACGCCAUUACCGCCGGAGCCGCCGAGAGCCGCUGCGGAGGGGGACCGGACGCCGGAGCGACCGCGCCAUGAAGCCCCUCCCCCGCCUGCUGCUGCUUCUCCUGCUGGUGUUACCCGCCACUCUCUUGCUCCGAGGCCGCCCAGGAGGCUCAUUGGCAGCGGCUCAAGAUCUUACAGAAGAUGAAGAAACGGUGGAAGAUUCUGUAAUUGAAGAUGAAGAUGAUGAAGCAGAAGUGGAAGAAGAUGAACCCACAGAUUUGGCUGAAGAUAAAGAGGAAGAAGAUGUAUCUGGUGAACCUGAAGCUUCACCAAGUGCAGAUACAACCAUCCUGUUUGUGAAAGGAGAAGAUUUUCCAGCAAAUAACAUUGUGAAGUUCCUGGUAGGCUUUACAAACAAGGGUACAGAAGAUUUUGUCGUUGAAUCUCUAGACGCCUCAUUCCGUUAUCCUCAGGACUACCAGUUUUACAUCCAGAAUUUCACGGCUCUUUCUCUCAACACUGUAGUGCCGCCCCAGAGGCAGGCAACUUUUGAGUACUCCUUCAUUCCCGCAGAGCCCAUGGGUGGCCGGCCCUUUGGUCUAGUCAUCAAUCUGAACUACAAAGAUUUGAACGGCAAUGUUUUCCAAGAUGCUGUCUUCAAUCAAACAGUUACAGUUAUUGAGAGAGAAGAUGGGCUCGAUGGAGAAACAAUCUUUAUGUAUAUGUUCCUUGCUGGUCUUGGGCUUUUGGUGGUGGUUGGCCUUCAUCAACUCCUAGAAUCUAGAAAGCGCAAGAGACCCAUACAGAAGGUAGAGACGGGUACCUCGAGUCAGAGUGAUGUUGACAUGAGCUGGAUUCCUCAGGAAACUUUGAAUCAGAUCAAUAAAGCUUCACCAAGAAGGUUGCCCAGGAAACGGGCACAGAAGAGAUCGGUGGGAUCUGAUGAGUAAAUGUUCUUUGUGCAACAGUUCGGUCUUUACUUAACCCGCCCUAAUGUUUUUCGGCCUGAUGGGAAUUAGUGCAGAGAAGCCAUAUCACCAUAGAAGGCAACUACUACUUAUGUGUGGACUGAGCAAUCAGAGUCUGUGGCGAUAACAUUGCUGAAAAUGCACUGCAUUUAUUUUUCUAAAGUAACAAAUUUGGUUUUUUUAAAACCAUUAAAAUCUAUGUGAGUGUGUGUGUAUGUAUGUGAGCAGUUGGUCUUACCAGAAUCAUUGUUGAACUACCUGAAGCAUGCCUUUAGAAUACUAAAUAUAAUGCUAUGGUCUCUUCCUUUUGGACAUUUUCUGGCAUUUUCCCCCCAAACUCAGCAUUUGCCCGGUAUGACUGUAGAUGUCCUGCCUUGGACUGUUUUUUUUAAAAAAACAAUGUUUCUUCUUUAGAAUAGCACAAAUCCCGCUUGAUGGCACAAAUUUGCAUGUUGUUGCUGUUUUACAACUAGUAUUCUAAAGGCAGGAGCAGGCGUAGCUGCUUAAGCAGAACUGUUUUGGUAUUUUGCUGCUGUUUACUAUAAUGCGUACCUUCCGAGACCUUCCCAGACCUUCCCAAGUAAGUUCAAGGAAUUUGGGGAUCUCUAGCACCAAAAUUGUGAAACAUGAAAAUUCUGGUUUUGAUAUAUAAAACCAACUUCACUCUCUUUUUUUAAAAGAAAAAAGGUACAUAUGUGGAAACUGAGUGUGUCCACUGUUCUAUUUCUGGCCCAAGAGAUAGCUCUGGGAUGAUUUUUAGACCACUCUGUUUUGUUUUUUUAAGAGAGUAUGCUUCUCUCCUUAAUAGAAGCAUCUUGCUUUAGAAAAGUUGCCUUGGUCUACAGACUAAGCAAAAUUCCAACUCAUCCUAACCUGUUAGAGUUGGAUAAUUUUUAAUGGUUAACCAAUUGUUUUUGAUCUAAUCUUUGGGGUAUUUUGGUUGUUGAUUUUUUUUUCAAGUUAAAUCUGAAGAACUCCAAGAUUUUAGGCACUUAAGAUAUCAGAACCAAAAUUAAUUGGGCUUCAUAAAAAUCCCUUAGUUACCCUUGCCCUAGGUAGUAAAUUAAGUUUGGCGUUAUUGUCAGGUUGGAUAAGCAGCAGAGUAAAACAGUACGAACACAUCCAAGGCUUUUCCCUCUGUCUUCAAGUUGUAUUCUCCCACAUACAUCUUGUAAGGGAAUGGUAAAUGAAAUUUUAGUAGCUGUUUAAUUCCUGAUCUGUCUUCAUUAUAAUGAACUGAUCCCUCUUUGCUAUAAUCCCCACCUGCACCCAUGCCCACACAAAAAACAACGAAACACAAGUGAAAAACCUUUCCAAGUUGCUUAAGUCCUUAAACAUCUGAGCCAAAGACAAUGACAAUAAAACAAGUUACUGUAGGGCUUACCUGGUGGCGCAGUGGUUGAGAGCCCGCCUGCCGAUGCAGGGGACACGGGUUCGUGCCCCGGUCUGGGAAGAUCCCACAUGCCGCGGAGCGGCUGGUCCCGUGAGCCAUGGCCGCUGAGCCUGCGCAUCCGGAGCCUGUGCUCCGCAACGGGAGAGGCCACAGCAGUGAGAGGCCCGUGUACCGCAAAAAAAAAAAAAAAAAGUUACUGUAAAGCUGUUAACUGCUUUGCAAGUAGGGCUAAGGUGUCAAAUUAACUAUAUUGGCACUGCUGAGCUAUAAAGCUUUCUAUACCUGUAAUAUAAAGUGUUUGAGUUUUUAAUUGGGCUGUAUGAUCAGUAGUUUAUUUUGGAAAGCUCUGUGAGCUCUAAGAAACUGCAUGGUUUUUAUUUGAUGUAAUAUAGGAGACCCUCCACCUUCUCAAGGAAUACUGAUAUAUUUCAAAACAUUUUUGUGACUGUCCAAAUUUGUGAAAUUACUAGGGCAUAAUGAAGUAAGGUGUAAUCAAGAAAUUUAAAUGACCUCUACAGAGCAUUUUAUUGAAUUCCUGGUGAUACUUAGGCAAUGGCAAAGCCACGCUGAGUUACAAGUGCCAGGCCUCUGACUCCUGAGUAAUAUGCCUUAUAUGCACUAGACCUUCCAUAUCUGAGGUUCAAAUUAGCGCACGGAAAUUAUCUGUCAUGUUGUAUUUUUUAGCAUAGAUUGGGAACACUUAAAUUCUUGAGUCCUCAGACGCCAGGGGUCUCUCUGUAGUGUCAGUGUUUAACAGAAACUAACUCCAUAAUGAAUGGAAUUCAAUUCCACACAUGGUUUGUUCAAGCACACUUACUUAAUAAGUAGCCUGUUUUUUAAAUGUCUUUUUAAAAUGUAAAUAUUUGAAGUUUUUAUUUGUUUUGAUAUAUUAAUUUGCCACACCAACUAUGGUUUCAGAAUUCAUCUUUUGAACAACGUGGUUCCAGAGUCUGUAAAAUGAACUGAGAAUCUUGUGUAUUAAGCCUGUCAUUGGGACGUGUGAGAAUAAUGUGUUCAUAAAGCAUGGAUCUCA